This is a messenger RNA of Naegleria gruberi, 2258 nucleotides long. Its product is annotated as WD40 repeat domain-containing protein. Gene Ontology annotation, molecular function: protein binding; RNA binding. Gene Ontology annotation, biological process: positive regulation of rRNA processing; positive regulation of transcription by RNA polymerase I. The record is from RefSeq and is a predicted model, not a curated record. Lineage: Eukaryota; Heterolobosea; Eutetramitea; Acrasida; Naegleriidae. Gene Ontology annotation, cellular component: nucleolus. The coding region runs from base 1 to 2235 and encodes 744 amino acids. The transcript has 3 exons.
AUGACAACAGCCAUCGUUUCCACACCAACUCCUCAUCGUACUUCUCUCGGUGGUGGUGGUAGUGGUAUUGUUACUAAUAAACACAUUUCCAAUUCUACAACAAAUAAUAAUAACAAUACACUCAUAAUACCUACUUCUUCUAAUAACAAUUUAAAAGAUAUAAAAUAUACUUGUGGUGGUAUAUUUAAUAGUAAACCAAUAUUAAUUGAUAAUGAAAAUAUAAUUGUAAUUGCAGUUUCACAAACUAUAAAAAUAUAUUCAUCUAAUACAGGUAAACAAUUGAAUGAAAUUAUUCAUCAUACUAAAAAGAUUACACAAAUAAUUAAAGAUGAUUGUAAUGAAAAUCAAAUAUAUAGUGUAUCUGAAGAUGGAUUAUUAUCAACUGGAGAUGGACAUGGUGUCAUUUCUUUAUAUUUUUCAGAUGGUACAAAAUCAUCACAUCAUUGGCAUCCAUCUAUGGUAACUAAUUUACAAUUUAGUGAAGAAGGUGAUUAUUUAUAUUCAUCUGGUAUUGAAGGUGUUGUUGUUUGUUGGAGAUUACCUUCUCUUAAAAAGGAUAAAUUCCUUGUUACUGAUUGUAGUAUUUCUAAUUUUAUGUUAUCUUCAAAUCAAGAUGAUAUUUUCAUUUUAGGUAAAGAUAAUAUUAUUAGAAAAUAUGAAUUUGCUAGAUUUAAUUUAAUUUAUAGAAUUUAUGUAAUUAAUGAACCUAAUAGUAAUUAUAUUUUAAUGAAUGGUACAAAUUCAUUACAAUGGUUUAAUAUUAAUGAUUCAACUAUUAAACAUUAUGAAUCUAUUCAAUUUAGAGAUGUUAAAUAUGAUCCAUCUCGUUUUAUUAAUUCUGAAUCUAAACCUAUUAAAAAUAUUAUUGAACAUUUGGCUUUUAAUCAAAAUGCAAAUUAUUUAGCACACGUUGAAAGUUUUAAUCAAUUUAAACAAAAUUUAAAAUUCUGGAAAUUAGAUAAUAAUAAUAUGAAUAUGAAUAAUAUGAAUAAUAGUGUUAAUGGUAGUAGUGAUAACAAUGAUAGUACUAAUAAUACUAAUAAUAGUGGUAUUAGUAAAAAAAUGAAACCAAAAUUAAUUACAGUUAUUGAUAAUCCACAUUCAGAUAAAAUUACACAAUUAUUAUUUAAUAAUGGUAAUAAUAAUCAAUGUUUAACAUCAUCUAUUGAUGGUAAAAUUAGAAUUUGGAAUUUAACAAGUGAAUUAUUUACAUGUCAAGCAAUAUUAGAAUAUAAAAAUUUACCAUGUUAUUCAUUUGAUAUAAGUAAAGAUGGUACAUUAUUAUGUGCUGUAUUUGGUAAUGAAAUUACAUUAUGGGAUUUGGAAAGAUUUGAAUUAAUUGAAUCAUAUAAUUAUCCAUAUCAAUUAUUAGAUUGUAAAUUCAUUAAUGAUGAUUAUAUUGCUAUUAUUUCUGAUAGAUAUAUUUCUUUAUUCUCUUUAUUAUUUGAUAAUAAGAAUUUAUGGACUAUUGAUGCUGGUCAUGUUCAAUCUUUAAUUACAAAUCAAAAUGAACAAUUUGCAUGUAUUGUUAAUGGAAGUGAAAUUAUUCAAUUUUCAUUAAAUAAUAAUACUAUUAAUAAUACUAAUAUAUCAUCAUAUCCAAUGGUUAAUUAUCAUUUAGAUACUGAUCACUUUUUACAAUCUUUAUUUUAUAAGAAUAAUCAAUUAUAUUUCUUAAAUAAGCAAUUUGAAAUUUAUAAUAUUAUUAAUAGUAAUAAUAAUACUACUACAAAUAAUACUAGUACUACUACAAGUAAUGUUAAUGGUAGUACUGCUACUGCUACUACUACUACUAUUAAUAAUAAUAAGAAUGAAAAGAAUGAAGAACAAUCCAUUGAAGAAAAUGGAACAAUUAAAUCAAUUUAUGAUAAGAAAUGGAAAUCUUCUGAUAGAAUUUCAUUAAUGGAACUUCAAAGAGUUAAUACAGUUCCAUUUGCAACUGAUAUUGGUAAUAGAGCAUGGAAGGAAAUAUUUAAUGCACCUUCUCAUUCUUUAAUUUCAAUGUCAUCUUGUUAUUCUACUUUUAUGAAUACUUUUAUUUUGAAAUCUAUUAAUAAGAAUAAUACUUUUAACAAUUCAAAUGAUAAUAAUACAACAACAACAACAAUGAAUCAUCAAUAUGCAACACUUGUUCCAAAUACUCAAUCAUCAUCUCAACAACAACAACAUGUUGAAGAAAGUUGUGUUCCAUCUGCUGAUUUAAUUAGAUUUAUUAAUAAUUAUUCAAAACAAUAAAAAUAUCAUUUUUAAACAAUAAA